Camellia sinensis is the source of this 867-nucleotide messenger RNA. NCBI's taxonomy places the organism in Eukaryota, Viridiplantae, Streptophyta, Magnoliopsida, Ericales, Theaceae. The record is from RefSeq and is a predicted model, not a curated record.
AUGCAUCAGGCAUUUUCUAUGAAAGAACUUGGACAUCUUUCAUAUUUUUUGGGUAUAUCUGUUGAAACCUCUGGCUUUGCCUAUGUGCUUUCUCAGAAAAAGUAUGCUCAGGAUGUUCUUACUAAGGUUGGCAUGUUGGAUUGUAAGCCAUGUGCUUCACCUAUAUCUGUUAAGCCUAGUUUGCCUCACAAUUCGGAUGUUCCUUUUCCCAAUCCUUCUUUUUAUAGAGGAAUAAUGUUACACAUUCAGCUUCUUAUUACUAAAAUGCAUCAGGCAUUUUCUAUGAAAGAACUUGGACAUCUUUCAUAUUUUUUGGGUAUAUCUGUUGAAACCUCUGGCUUUGCCUAUGUGCUUUCUCAGAAAAAGUAUGCUCAGGAUGUUCUUACUAAGGCUGGCAUGUUGGAUUGUAAGCCAUGUGCUUCACCUAUAUCUGUUAAGCCUGGUUUGCCUCACAAUUCGGAUGUUCCUUUUCCCAAUCCUUCUUUUUAUAGAGGUUGCUCAAGUAUCUUAAAGGAACUUUGUCGCCUCACCUAUACACCCAGCUCCUUUGCUCUUCAGGCCUAUUCUGAUUCCAAUUGGGCUGGAGACUCUGUUGACAGGAAAUCCACCUCUGGAUAUUGUAUAUUUCUGGGCUCCAAUCUUAUUUCUUGGUCAGCCAAGAAGCAAGCCACUGUGUCUAGAUCAUUUAUUGAAGCAGAGUAUCGAUCAUUGGCUCAUACUGCUGUAGAACUUACUUGGAUUGGCAUGUUACUUCAUGACCUCUGUAUUGUGUCUCCUACAAUUCCUCUUCUCAGGUGUGAUAAUGUCUCUACCAUAGCUUUAGCCUCUAAUCCAGUCUUUCACUCUCAAUCAAAACAUAUUAAUUGA